Molecule: messenger RNA, 1593 nt
Organism: Adineta steineri
Lineage: Eukaryota; Metazoa; Rotifera; Eurotatoria; Adinetida; Adinetidae
Source: the annotation of a GenBank genome assembly
AUGGCCGAGACAACACCAACAUCAGUAUCGUUUAUGAAACGAUGUUUUCCACUUGGAUUUCGUAAUGAAGCAUUAACAUUAGUGAAAAUUACGUUUCCAUUUGCAAUGGGAAAUGUUCUUGCUUCAUGGUUGAUAGCAUUUGUUUCACUUGCAUUUGUAGGACAUGCACAUGGUCAAUUAGAAUUAAAUGCAUGCGCUCUAGGCUUAUCUACUUAUGUUUUAAUCGCCAAUUCAAUAAUGCUUGGACUUAAUUUUGGUUGUGAUACAUUAUUACCACAAUGCUUUGGAGGAAAUAAACGUAAGAUGGGUUUAACCGUACAACGAGCGGUAAUUAUAACAGGAUAUUCAUGUUUUAUCUCAUGGUCAUUGAUGCUUAAUGCGAAAUUUGCAUUAAAAUUAGUUGAACAUGAUCAUGAAGUUGUUCGGCUAGCUGAUAUUUUUUUACGUUCAUUUCUUCUUGCUGUACCAUUCGAUGGUCUUUCAAUGUUACUUCAAAAAUAUAUAGCAUCAAAUGAAAAAACAUGGCCAUUAUUAAUAAUUAAUUUAAUUGGAAAUGGUAUUAAUGCUCUUUUAAAUUAUCUUUUUCUAUAUAAAUUUCAUCUGGGUAUACGUUCCGUACCUUUAUCAAUUACUAUUUCUUAUGGAGUAAUUGCAUUAUGUGCUCUAAUAUAUAUUCGUGUUUCAUCAAUUUAUAAGGAAACAUGGCAUCCAAUAACUCGAGCAUGUUUCGAUGAAUGGAAUGUUUAUUUAAAAUUAUCAAUACCAGGGGUAUUGAUGGUCAUGACAGAAUUUUGGUCAAUUGAAUUAAGUAUAUUCUUUGCUGCACAUCUUGGUGCUCGUUCAUUAUCGGCUCAAGUAUGUGCUUAUCAAACAGCAUGGUUAUUUUAUUUAAUAACAUCAUCAUUUGCAACAGCAGCUAAUAUUCGUAUUGGUCAAUUUUUAGGCAGUGGAAAACCGAUGGAAGCAGCAAAUACAAAAAAUGUGACAUAUGCCGUUGGAGCAAUUGUUAUUUUAAUGGAUAUAUGUUUAAUUGUUAGUUUUCAUUAUUGGUUUCCAUUUGCUUAUAAUACAGAAACAGAUGCAUUAACACUUGCUCGACGUGUACUUUUACUUGUUGCACUUGCUCAAAUAUGGGAUGGAUAUAAUAUUAUUAAUACAGGCAUUGUUAAAGCUUGUGGCAAACAAAAACGGGGUGCUAUAAUUUCAUUUAUAGGUUUUUAUUUUUGUGGUAUUCCACUUGCCGCUGUACUAAUGUUUUUUGUUCGUACUGAUAUAUAUGGAUUUUGGCUUGGGAUUAUAGCUGCAGAAACAAUUACGAAUAUUCUUUUAUUUAUUCUUGUUCAACGUUUUAAUUGGGAACAUCAUGCUAAAGCUGCACUUAUACGUAUUAAUUUUAAUCCAAAAUCUGCUACAACUAAUAUUACUACUAUUUCCAUAACUGAUGAUAAAGCUCAAUCGAAAGAAUCUAAGUCAACGACAGAUACAGAUCAAACUAGUUGGAUCAAAUUAAUUCGAAUUAAACUUAUUGUUUUACUUUUAUUUAUUUGUUUUUUAAUUGCCGGUAUUAUGACAUCGACAAUGAUUCCAUUUUGA